AUGAGUGCUUCAUUAAAAUUAGGAUUUUCGUUCAUUUUAAUGACUUUAGUAAAUGCUGAAUUAAGUUCGCGAAUAGUAAAAACUAAUCAUGGGGAUCUCUCCGGCGUUAUUGUUUCCCUCGGACGUAACUUGGAAAGUGUUGAAGUCUUUCGGGGUAUUCCUUACGCAUCACCACCAAUCGGUUCUCUUCGUUUUAUGCCUCCUGUCAGUGGUGCUAUUUGGCAUGGUGUAAAAGUAGCAGAAGAAUUUGGACCUGUGUGCCCACAAAAGCUUCCAUCUCUAACAGACGAAAUUCCUAAAGGCAGAGUGGAUUAUCUCAGAAGACUUCUUCCAUAUUUCAGAAAUCAAAGCGAGGAUUGCCUUUACUUAAAUGUCUAUGCACCAGUUCAAGCUGGAACAAGAGAUAUUGCUAGCAAAAGAUAUCCUGUAAUUGUAUUUAUUCAUGGAGAAAGUUAUGAAUGGAGCAGCGGUAAUCCAUAUGAUGGGAGUGUGCUAGCUAGCUAUGGCAGUGUUGUGGUUGUCACCAUAAACUACAGAUUAGGAAUUCUUGGAUUUCUGAAUGUUAAUAUCGGUUCAGAUUUGCGCUCUCCAGCGAAUUACGGACUCAUGGAUCAAAUUGCAGCGUUACACUGGGUACAUGAGAACAUAGUUUACUUUGGGGGUGAUCCUGGGAAUGUAACCCUAGUAGGACAUGGAACUGGAGCAGCUUGUGUUAACUUUCUUAUGACCAGCCAAGCUGUACCUGAAGGUUUAUUGUUUCAUCGAAGUGUUCUAAUGUCAGGAAGUGCAUUAUCACCAUGGGCGUUAAUACGAGGAGCUGCUAGAUAUGCCAUGCAUAUUUCCAAGCACCUAAACUGUUCCGAGAUUGACACGAAUUCUCAGGUACUUCUUCAGUGUCUGAGGGAUACUCCAUUGGAUGCACUUCUUUCUGUACCAAUACCAGAACUAAAGUUCGCCCCAGCUUUUGGACCCAGUAUAGAUGGUGUAGCCAUCAAAUCUGAAGAUUUAAAAGAACAAAGUUCGAAUUUUGAAGUCGAUACAGUAAAUACUUUAUAUAGCAUUUUAUUGAGAAAAGACGUGAUCACAAAACUGUCCAGAUAUGAUCUCAUGGUAGGCGUGGUACGAACUGAAGCUUACUUUUCACUUACUGCCGAUGAUGCUCAAUACGGCAUUGAGGCAGAUAGGAGAAUUAAAAUGUUACGCGAGUUUGUUCACAAUACGUACACGUACCAUCAGUCUGAAAUAUUAGCAACAAUUAUCAAUGAAUAUACGGAUUGGGAAAAACCAGUGCAACAUCCUGUCAAUAUUAGAGACGAAACUUUAGAGGCUUUGGGUGAUGCCAACAUUGUAGCGCCAACAACAAGGACCGUUGAUCUACAUAGUCAAUCACACAGAAAUUCCUACCUUUACGUGUUCGAUUACCAAACGAAAUUUGGAGAUUACCCGCAGAGGCAAGGUUGCAUUCACGGUGAAGAGUUACCAUACUUUUUUGGAGCACCGUUAAUCGGAGGACUGGCCCAUUGGCCAAGAAAUUACACCAGAGCUGAAGCUGCCCUAUCUGAAAGCGUUAUUUUGUAUUUCACCAAUUUCGUACGAACUGGAAAUCCUAAUGAGGGGAUAAUAGAUUUCGGCCCACUUAAUUCCAGACCUGACCGUGCAAAAUUGAAAAAUAUUGAUUGGACAGCUUAUGAAGUUGUCCAUAAGAAAUAUCUAAGCAUAGACAUAAAAUCAAAAUUAAAAAACCAUUACCGAGCACAUCGUUUAUCCUUUUGGCUAAAUUUGGUACCCGAUCUUCACAAACCUGGUUCAGAUGACGUACCUAAGUCGCAUCAUUUACUAGACAUGGAUAAGAUAUCACCUAAACUUGUUCAGAAAAUGCCGAUAAACUUAACGCUGACCAGUUUGGAACUUACGCCAGAGAAAAAUCAGAAUGCAUCCACUGCCAUACCAAGCGAGUCAGCUUCCGGCGAAACUGCUGCUCAACCUGAAGACGGAUUUGCUGCAUAUUCUACUGCAUUAAGUGUUACAAUAGCCAUUGGCUGCAGUUUGCUAAUUUUAAAUGUUCUUAUUUUCGCCGGUGUUUACUACCAGCGGGACAAACAUAUUUAUCAUACUGACUCGAACAAAUUCCAAAAUAAUGGACAAAUGCCAAAUAAUAUAUGCGGAGAGAUCGAAAAAAAAAUACAGGACAGGAAUUUCGGGAAACAUGUGGCUCCACAUGAACUCGCAAGUUUACAAAACAAUUCCUGUAACGUUCCAGUACCGCCUCCUCCACCAAAGAAUAUAAGACCAAACAAAUCUAUUCAGAACUUAAUUAUUAGUCCAAUUCAUCUACAACAAGAGGGCGUGAUAUUAUCUACCAAAACUACAAGGAGAAAGGAUGCUCAUACUUAUCAAAAAGUUUUGGAAGAAUUAAGAGUUUAAUUUAUAAGAAUUUUCACAUUCAUAGUAGUAUAAUAAAUAUUGAGUAUCUGCGUUAUAACAUAUUUUGUGACGUGAUUUGAUACGAGUGUAGAUUAGUUUUUUUAACCUCAUAUACAGAUGUGUCGUUUUUAUUAUAACUUAUAAAGCACAAGGAUGAAGAUGUGAUUUAGAUAAUAAUUAAACGAUUGUACAAUACACAGUAAAUUAUAUGAAUGUUAAUUAGGGUGGUCCAAAAGAGACAUUUUCGAAUUUUUUUAAUUAGACUGACAAAUAUCGUAGACUACAAGAAAAUAGAAAGUGCCUAUUUCUUUCGAAAAAAGUUAAUUAAUAGGACUACCCAUUUCACUUUUUGCUCUUAUG
Molecule: messenger RNA, 2784 nt
Organism: Belonocnema kinseyi
Lineage: Eukaryota; Metazoa; Arthropoda; Insecta; Hymenoptera; Cynipidae
Gene: NLG-3
Product: neuroligin-4, Y-linked
Exons: 11
Coding region: 1-2424 (807 amino acids)
Biological process (GO): presynaptic membrane assembly; postsynaptic membrane assembly; chemical synaptic transmission
Cellular component (GO): synapse; postsynaptic membrane; cell surface
Molecular function (GO): neurexin family protein binding; signaling receptor activity
Source: RefSeq, a predicted model, not a curated record